Messenger RNA from Aureobasidium melanogenum CBS 110374, 645 nucleotides. RefSeq names its product putative ER lumen protein retaining receptor. The transcript is spliced from 6 exons. Gene Ontology annotation, biological process: protein retention in ER lumen; endoplasmic reticulum to Golgi vesicle-mediated transport. The coding region runs from base 1 to 645 and encodes 214 amino acids. Gene Ontology annotation, cellular component: cis-Golgi network; endoplasmic reticulum; membrane. Gene Ontology annotation, molecular function: ER lumen protein retrieval receptor activity. NCBI's taxonomy places the organism in Eukaryota, Fungi, Ascomycota, Dothideomycetes, Dothideales, Saccotheciaceae. The record is from RefSeq and is a predicted model, not a curated record.
AUGAACAUCUUCCGUAUACUCGGCGACUUGUCGCAUCUCUUCUCCAUCCUCAUCCUGCUGCACAAGAUGAAGACAUCUAGUAGCGCAUCAGGCAUCUCGUUCAAGUCGCAAUUCCUCUACCUCGUCGUAUACGUCACCCGAUACCUUGACCUUCUUUGGACAGACCCUUUCAGAAGCUUGUGGAACACCACCUUCAAGCUCGUUUUCAUUGGCACCUCCGCUUAUAUCAUCUACCUGAUGCUCAACGACUACAAGCCUACCCACGAUCCAAAUCUCGACACCUUCAGAGUUCAGUACUUGGUCGCCGGAAGUGCCGUAUUGGGCAUUCUAUUCCCCUACAAAUACCAACCUGCCGAGAUGCUUUGGGCCUUCUCGAUCUGGUUGGAAGCAGUCGCCAUUCUGCCUCAAUUGUUCAUGCUCCAGAGAACCGGCGAAGCAGAGACUAUCACCACCCACUAUCUGUUCGCCCUCGGUGCUUACAGAGCCCUUUACAUCCCCAACUGGAUCUACCGCUGGUUCACUGAGGGCCACUUUGAGCCUAUUUCUGUCAUCGCAGGUCUGGUUCAGACUGUUCUGUACUCGGACUUCUUCUACAUUUACUACACCAAGGUCUUCCAAGGCAAGAAGUUCAACCUGCCCGUGUAG